Molecule: messenger RNA, 840 nt
Organism: Durusdinium trenchii
Lineage: Eukaryota; Dinophyceae; Suessiales; Symbiodiniaceae
Source: the annotation of a GenBank genome assembly
AUGAAGCCCCAAAGCUGCCCACCACGGUCCGCGAGCUCCGCGGAUUCGGGUGGGCAGGGUGGAUCGGGGCGACAGGUGGAUCAGGUGGAGGCUAACGGUCAUUGCGUGGCCACCUUCCAGAGCUGGGAAUGGCACGACCCGAGGCUCACCUAUGCAUGGCAGCAGACAGAUACGGAGAUCAAAGUCUACAUCUCCUUCGAUCAGUCUGAGGACCAUCUACAGGAGCUCCAAAACGUCAAGGAAUCUCAGGUGAAGGCCGCCUUCGGCGAAUGGAGCGCCACAGUGCUCAUCGAGCUGGGCGGGCGGCCUUUCGGCCUGCGGCUGAACGACUUCCACCGACGCUUGGCGCCGGAGAAGUGCUCGUGGGCGCUGCGGAGCUCGCGGAUCACCUUGAAGCGCCUGGGCGAAGGUCCCAGCUCCACCAUGGCUUCCGGUAGCUUCGAGACCACGGCUUGCGAUCCAAUCAACAGCGGCUACACUGGCAGCAUUACGGUCAGUUGCUUCUUCGGUGUCCUGGAAGCCAACCCAGCAGCCUGCAGUGCCAAGCCUUGUGCAGCUGGGGAUCCAGUGACCGUGACCUUGGAUGGCGUCAGCGAGACCUUGAACUUGGCCUCAGAGUUGGCGUCCGGCUUGAACCGAGUGGCCUUUUGUACCGAUGUGAACUCGGCUUGGGGCGGUCAGCUGACCUUGAGCUGUUCCAUGGGUUCAUUGAGCUUUGACGUCUCCACCUGUCAGAAGGCGUGCGCCACCAGCGACACCUUGACGCUGGCGCUCGGGGCGCUGAGCUCCACCGUAAGCCCCUCCAACCGCCUGCUGAGUGGCGAAACCGAGUACAACCGG